Molecule: messenger RNA, 3141 nt
Organism: Daphnia pulicaria
Lineage: Eukaryota; Metazoa; Arthropoda; Branchiopoda; Diplostraca; Daphniidae
Product: calcium-activated chloride channel regulator 4-like
Exons: 16
Coding region: 194-2953 (919 amino acids)
Source: RefSeq, a predicted model, not a curated record
UUCGAUGGACGCUCACGCUUCGGUUUUGGGUCUCGCUGUUGAUGAUCAGUUCCGGACGAUGGAUUGGAAUGGAUGCGAGUCGAGUGACUAUGACCCAAUCCGGUUACAAUAACUUGGUGGUGGCCAUCAGUUCGAAAACGCCCGCGAGUCAAUCGACAAUUAUCAUCGACAACAUUAAGACUUGCGUUAGAAAAUGAUAUCGGAAGCUUCUCCGGUGCUCUACGUGGCGACCGAGAAUCGAGCUUACUUCCAAAGUGUCCACAUUUUAAUUCCAGCCGAAUGGGACCACGACAAGGCUAGUCCCAGCACUUGGGAAACGUUCAACACGGCUGACGUCAUCGUGGACACACCCAAUCCCAUGCGCAAAGAUCUGCCCUACACGGAACACAACGGCAAAUGCGGCGAAACUGGUCAGAGAAUUCACUUCACUCCGGACUACGUGGCCACUCUCUCGGAAGGCAAGAACAAUAUUCAAUACGGAGACCCAGGCAAAGUCUUCGUUCACGAAUGGGCCCAUUAUCGCUACGGCAUUUUCGACGAGUAUGGAAUGGCUGGCGGAAAGUAUCCGCUCUUCUACCGCCAAUCGGGCUCUUCCUUAAUCGAGCCCAACAUCUGCGCUAAUUACCCGACCAUGUUCAGCGAGUAUGACAUUAGAACCAACACUGCACCCUGUCAGCCCGAUCCGGCCACAAACCUUUACGACGACAAUUGUCGAUUUAAGUUGGACCGAGAUUUUUUGCCGGAAACUUCGCUGGCUUCCUAUCACCAAAUUAAAUCAGUGGUUCAUUUUUGCAAGGACGACCAAGCGCAUCCGCACAGGAUGGGCACUCAAAACGAGCACAAUGACAAGUGCAACGGGGAGAGCACCUGGACGGUCAUCAUGCGGAGCCCCGACUUUGCGGAUGUAAAAAAGGAUAAAAAUACUCCACUCAAUCCACUGCUGCCGACGGUAUUCCGGAUCGUCAAAGGGACCGUUUCGCGUUUCGUUGUCGUCAUGGACGUUUCCGGCAGCAUGAAAGAAUACAACCGGAUUGGAAAAUUGGACGAGUCCGUCCGCGCCUGGAUCAAAACUGAUUUCCCAAGCGGAAAUCAAUUGGGAAUGGUCCAGUUCAGUUCGAAUGCUGAAAUUUUAAGUGACCUGCGAAUGAUUGCAGACGAGAAAUCACGCGAAGAAAUGAUGGCAAAAGUGCCCAAAGAGGUUUUCGUGGCCACUUGCAUUGGGUGUGGCCUCCAACUGGCGAUGCAGAUGCUAAAGGAUGGUGGGAUUAUCGUCUUGGUAACGGACGGCAAAAAUUCACCCGGUUAUCACGACAUUUCUGACGUGAAGAAGGACAUCGUCGAUGCCAAGAUCCGCGUCAUCACCAUCGCCUAUGGGAGUGAGGCGGACAAGAAUGUCGAGCAUUUGGCUGACGUCACUGGCGGUAAAAGUUAUUUCAUCAAGGACGAUGACAGCAGUGAAGCCCUACAACAGGCAUUUGUGGGCGCUUCGACCUACCAGUUGACCGUGAAAAACGAGGACUUGAUAUUCAAAUUGUUCGAAAAAGAAUUGACGGCCAGUGGUGAUCAAACGGAUUUGACGGAUGAAUUCGUUGUCGACGACACAGUCGGACGAAAUUUAAAAUUGAGCGUAUUCAACUUGGAUGAUGAAAUGAGUGUCGAAUCUGUCGAGCUAACUGGACCUGAUGGCGACGUCGUGAACAAUUUCGUUUUCGACACGACCACCGCUACACUCACUGUCGAAUUGGCGAAGAUCGGGCAGUGGUCCCUGAAAGUGAGCUUGAAAAGUUCCCAGUCUAAACCGGUUCUAGUCACCGUGACGACUCGGUUGCGCCCGGAUGUUACAACGCCCAUCAAAACUGAAUGCGUUAUUCCAAGUGGAAGUGAUAUAAGAGACGCAAAUGAGAAGAAGAUUAUUAUUCAGGCCAAGGUUUUGAAAGGAACUCAUCCAGUCACGGGAGCAUCAGUCAAAGCUUUUGUGGUGAAACCCAACGGUGACACGGCGAUCUUGGACUUGCUGGACAACGGCAGCGAUGCGGAUGGCACGGAAGACGAUGGCGUUUAUUCCAAAUAUUUUGCCUAUCCCAAUCAACAGGGACGGUACACAGUCAAGUGCCAAGUGAACAGCAAUCACAAGUCAUUCGAGAUUCUGGGCUUUAUCGGCUCGGCCAGUCCUCAACUCUUCGAUCCUCAAAUUGAUGAGACGAUCAUUGGAGAAGUCGAAAGAAUUCCAAUGGCAGAUUUUACCCGAAUCGCUUCAGCUGGCUCGUUUCAGGUGGGUAUCCCAGUCUCCAGUGAUGACUCCUACCCUCCAGCUAAAGUCACCGAUCUGUCGGUUAUGGUCGUCAACGACACCACCAAAAAUAUUUCAAUCGCAUUGAAAUGGACCGCUCCAGGGGAUGAUCUCGAUUCCGGCACAGUUUCUUACUACGAACUCAAGUAUUCCGAUGUCGUCACUGAUGUCAUGAACUCCAACUUUAACAACGAAUCUGCCAUUCGGGGGAAUCGAUCCAUCAUCACGGAAGAGGAUCUCGUCGCCGGUUCGCUCCAGCCGAGCCAGGCCGGCGUCCAGCAAACGGCCACAUUUCAGCUGACGGACGUCCAGCGGGAGAGACCCUAUUACUUGUCUCUGCGGGCCGUGGACAAGGCGGACAAAGCCGGCCAAGUGUCCAACUUGGUCGUUUUCUUCAUCCCGGACAAAACGUUGGUAGUUUCAACGAGGAAUACCGAAGACGACAGUUGGGAAGAAGCGAAUCCUGAAGACGACAGUAAUUCGGGAGAAGCGGUUGAUCCCGAAAUUAACAUUCACAUCAAUUCUAAUGAGCCGAGUUAUCGUCUAGGUGCGUUAUUAAUUGCAGCGACCAGUCUGAUUUUGAUCGUUUGCUUGUGCGUGGCUUUGCUGAUGGUCGUCGUCAAACACACGCAGGUGUACCGUUACGACGGCAUUCCUGCCUAGUUCAAUUCACAAAUUGUUUUUCUCCACCGCGGAUCUACAUUUACUACAUACUGUAUUUGUCUUUAAAUCAUCCGUUUUGCUUUUUGAUACAUAGUUUUUUUUUACUUUACACACAAUUUCUUUUGGAUUAAAUAUUUUUCACUGAAUUUCACAUGAAGAAAUUAUCUUAUAGCGAAACUAGUCUUUUC